GAUGAUUUAAUUUCCAAAACCCUCAAUAAUCUUUUAUUCAGUGAAUCGUUGGCUGUUAAUCAUUUACACGAGCAGUACAAAUUUUCACCUUGGUCAAUUAAUCUGUUUCAUUAUUCACUACAUUCAAUUAAAAAAACUUUGCAAUCCAAUGGAAAAAUAGUUGUUUCUGGCAUUGGAAAAAGUUAUAAGCUUGCGAAAAAAAUGGUUGCAACUCUAUCUUCAUUUUCGAUUAAUUCAGCUGCUCUUCACCCUGUUGAAGCUUUGCAUGGUGAUUUAGGUGUGAUUAAAGAAGGAGAUGCACUUAUUGUUAUUAGUUCUUCUGGUAACUCAAUAGAAAUAUCACAAUUACUAAAUCAUGUUGAUAAUGAAGUUAAAAUUAUUUUAUUAACUUGUCAAAGAAACUCAAAAUUAGAAAGAAAUGAAAAAGUGAACAGUCUUAUAUAUGCCGAAUUACCUUUUUCAUGCAAAGAAGAAAAUGUUUAUGGUAUAAAUGCACCAACGAUUAGCACUACAUUGUUGAUGAUUUUAGCCGAUUGUUUUUCUGUUUGCUUAUUCAAAUCUUUAACAAAUGACGACGACGAGAGGAAAAUAUUGUUUGGCAAUAAGCAUCCUGGAGGUGCAAUAGGUGAAGCUUACAAU
This is a messenger RNA of Ascoidea rubescens DSM 1968, 639 nucleotides long. Its product is annotated as SIS domain-containing protein. Gene Ontology annotation, molecular function: carbohydrate derivative binding. The record is from RefSeq and is a predicted model, not a curated record. The transcript has a single exon. NCBI's taxonomy places the organism in Eukaryota, Fungi, Ascomycota, Saccharomycetes, Ascoideales, Ascoideaceae. The annotation marks the transcript as partial. Gene Ontology annotation, biological process: carbohydrate derivative metabolic process.